GAAUUUAAAAUAUUGCACGCUUGCAAAACGUUUAAUUUACAUACUCCAAUGCCUUUCUUGUACUAAGGCAUGCGCUUUACGUUUCCUUGGCUAUUACGGUAACGUGAGGUAGGCGGACGUUUGCGUCGGAAUGUACCAUUUUGCCAACACACCGGGAAGGAUUAUGUUGUGACAGCGGAGUUACAACCCGGCGGGGGAGACGGUAAUAACAUAGGGUUUUUUUCCAGCUUGGAUCAAUUAUGGCCUUCAGCAAGGGAUAUCGUAUUUACCACAAGCUGGACCCACCACCUUACAGUGUCAUAGUGGAAACUAGGGCCAGGGAGGAAUGCCUCAUGUUUGAAUCAGCAGCUGUUGCUGUUCUGUCGGCAGCAGAGAAGGAUGCUAUUAAAAACACAUAUACCAAGAUAGUAGAUGCCUAUGGAAUUCUGGGUGUUCUUCGCCUAAACCUUGGUGACUCCAUGCUCCACAGUCUUGUAGUUGUGACAGGCUGUAGCUCCGUGGGCAAGGUGCAGGAUUCAGAAGUUUUCAGGGUCACGCAGACAGACUUUAUAUCACUGAAGAAUGAUCCAGGAGAUGAGGAACGAAUUGCUGAGGUGCGAAAGGUCCUAAACUCAGGACAUUUCUACUUUGCCUGGUCUUCCACUGGAGUCAGCAUGGACUUGAGUCUUAAUGCACAUCGCAGAAUCAUAGAAGACACUACAGACAACCGCUUCUUUUGGAAUCAAUCUCUGCAUCUGCACCUAAAACAUUACGGUGUAAACUGUGACGACUGGCUGCUGAGGCUGAUGUGUGGGGGUGUGGAGAUCAGGACCAUCUAUGCAGGGCACAAACAAGCCAAGGCAUGCAUCUUCUCACGCUUAAGCUCAGAGCGUGCUGGCACGCGAUUCAAUGUCCGAGGAACAAAUGAUGAUGGACAAGUGGCCAACUUUGUGGAAACUGAGCAGGUUAUUUUCCUGGAUGACAAAGUCUCAUCCUUCAUACAGAUCCGUGGGUCCAUUUCUCUUUUCUGGGAACAGCCGGGAAUCCAGAAAAAGUCCAUUAAGGGUGUUUUGUUGCAACUGAAUGAGAAUCGGCACCCUAAUAGACUGGCUGAGAACCUCCACCUGGUUGGUUCUCAUCGUGUCAAACUCUCAAGGGGAUUUGAGGCAAAUGCGCCGGCAUUUGAAAGACACUUUACUGCACUGAGGCGAUUGUAUGGUAAGCAGGUGAUAAUCAACCUGCUUGGAAGUAAAGAAGGGGAACACAUGCUCAGCAAAGCGUUUCAGAGUCACCUGAAAGCAUCAGAACAUGCUUCAGCAGUGAAAAUGGUGAACUUUGACUACCAUCAGAAUGUGAAAGGUGGAAAGGCAGACAAACUUCACAGUGUCCUCAAGCCCCAGCUCAACAAAUUCAUAGAAGAGUGUGGUUUCUUCUACUAUUCUGGAGAAACUGGGAUAUUAAGGACUCAGGGAGGGACUAUGAGGACCAACUGCCUGGAUUGUUUGGAUAGAACCAACAGUGUCCAAGCUUUUUUUGCUCUCGAGAUGCUGCCUAAGCAGUUGGAACAAAUGGGUUUGACAGAGAAACCACAGCUGGUGGCCAGGUUUCAAGAGGUUUUUAGGACCAUGUGGUCCGCUAAUGGUGACUCCGUCAGUAAGAUCUAUGCAGGCACCGGGGCCCUGGAUGGCAAGGCCAAGGCGGGGAAGCUGAAAGAUGGAGCUCGUUCUGUGACUCGGACCAUCCAGAACAACUUCUUUGACAGUUCAAAGCAGGAGGCUAUAGACAUCCUGAGGCUAGGCUCCACACUCAACAGUGAUUUGGCAGACAAAGCUCGGGCUUUGCUCACCACUUCCAGUCUUUAUGUCACUGAACCUGUCUUACAAUCAGCAUCUCCAAGAGUAUUGUUGGGAAUGUGUCAGAACUACCAUAAAUACACAAGGCCCAAGCAGAUUCGUGUUUGCAUCGGUACCUGGAAUGUCAAUGGGGGUAAACAGUUUCGAAGCAUUGCUUUCCGCAACCAGACACUCAACGACUGGCUGCUGGAUGCUCCAAAGAAUGCAGGACAUCCUGAGUUCCAGGACAGCAGAACAAACCCCAUAGAUAUCUUUGCCAUCGGUUUCGAGGAAAUGGUUGAACUGAAUGCGGGAAACAUUGUCAGUGCCAGUACUACCAACCAGAAGCUGUGGGCUGCUGAGCUCCAAAAAAAUAUCUCACGGGACCACAAGUAUGUGCUGCUUGCCUCAGAGCAGCUGGUGGGAGUGUGUCUUUUUGUUUUCAUCCGCCCACAGCAUGCACCAUUUAUCAGGGAUGUAGCUGUUGAUACUGUAAAAACUGGAAUGGGUGGCGCCACAGGUAAUAAAGGAGGUGUGGCAAUCCGCCUGUUGUUCCAUACCACCAGCAUCUGCUUCGUCUGCUCCCACUUUGCUGCCGGCCAAUCACAGGUCAAAGAGAGGAAUGACGACUACAAUGAGAUCACACGCAGACUCAGCUUCCCCAUGGGCCGUCUGCUGUAUUCACAUGAUUAUGUGUUCUGGUGUGGAGACUUUAACUAUCGUAUAAGUCUGCCUAAUGAGGAAGUAAAAGAUCUCAUCAAGCAGCAGAACUGGGAUGCCUUGACAGCAGGGGACCAGUUGUUGGACCAGAAGAAUGCCGGUUUGGUCUUUCGAGGUUUUAUUGAGGGAAAAUUAGAUUUUGCCCCCACCUAUAAGUAUGACCUCUUCUCAGAAGACUAUGACACCAGUGAGAAGUGCCGCACGCCCGCCUGGACUGACCGUAUACUUUGGAAGAGGAGAAAGUGGAACUUUGACAAAACAGCCCAGGAGAUGAAUAUAGUAGCAGCAGCUUCUUCAUCUAGAGAUAGUGAUGAUGAUGUAGAACAAACCUGGAGCCCUGGCACUUUAAAGUACUACGGAAGGGCUGAGCUGAAGACCUCAGACCACAGGCCUGUGGUGGCAGUGAUAGAUGUGGACAUCCUAGAAGUGGACCCAGAGGCUCGGCAUCAGGUCUACAAGGAUGUCAUUGCCCGGCAGGGGCCUCCAGAUGGCACCAUUCUGGUGUCACUCUGCUCCUCCGGGCCUGACGACUACUUUGAUGAUGCACUCAUAGACGAGCUGCUGGAAAAGUUUGCUAAUUUUGGAGAAGUUAUCCUCAUUAGGUUCGUUGAGGAGAAGAUGUGGGUGACUUUCUUGGAAGGGUACUCUGCUCUAGCUGCUCUGUCUCUCAGUGCUUCCACUGUCCUUGGCAAGGUGAUCGAUAUCCGUCUGAAGAGUCCAGGCUGGAUCAAGAGUCUGGAGGAAGAGAUGAGUGUGGAGAGGAUCUGUGGAAGCAUUCCCACAUCUGCCAGCUCCACCCUGCUUGCUGAAGAUACAGACGUGGGUGAUGAUGAUUACGACAUGGAAGGUGAUGUGGACGAGGAGGUUGAGGAGAUCCUUCCUCAGCACCUGCAGCCUGGAGCAGGGACUGGCCCUGGAUCUUCCCCUCUCCCUUCUCCCAGAAGUAGCCCCUGUCCCUCCCCCACCCAUGGAGAACCUGCUGCACCCAGCAGACCUAGCCGUGGAGCACAGCCCUCCCGACCAUCGCAAGGGCCUCCUGUUGACUUCCAGCCUGGUGCCCCCACAGCUCAAGGCCUGGAGCCCAAACGUCCACCUCCUCCUCGCCCCAACGCCCCCCCUGCCAGACCAGCACCUCCACAACGCCCACCACCACCUUCAGGAGGCAUGAGCCCUCUGCCAGUUAGAAGGCACUCUGGAGGAGGCAUGAGCCCUCUGCCAGAUAGAAGGAGCUCUGGAGGAGGCGUGAGCCCUGAGCCAAUUAGAAGGCACUCUGGAGGACAAAAAAGCCCUGCUCUUCCUCGGCCAGAUGCUGCAGGUCGAGGGCAGACAGCAGCAGGAGCACCUGGACCAGGAGGUGCUUCCAGACCAAAUAUCCCUCCUCGAGCUGGGGUAAUCAGUGUGACACCUCAGUCUCGCCCACCACCUCCAUCUCACCCUGGAGCACCAAGGCCCAUUCCAGAGGUGCAUCCCGGGGCCCCUCGCCCUAUUUCAGAUACCCACCCUGGAGCCCCACGACCUGUGCCCAGUGCCCAGACCAAACCAGCUGACCUGCCUCUGGGUCCUCAACCCUCAGGAGCACCUCCUGCAGCUCCACCUGCAGUGAAGCCCCAGGUUUCAUCACCCAUGCAGCCUCCCAUGCAGCCUCAGCCAGCUGCCCCUCCAGCUCAGUCUCAGCUUCCACCUCCAAUGCAGCCCACACUUCCAGCUCCUCUCCAGCCACAGCCAGCGCCAGCCCCUAAAGCAGCAGAUCCAUCUGCUGCACCUGCUGCUGCCGCCCCCGCCGGGCCUCAGCCGAGUUUAGCCUCUCCUAAACCCCCACCACGUUCCCGCUCCUCUCAUGCUCUGCCGCCUGACGCUGCCAAGUCUGAGACUGCCCCAGCUGCACAGACAAACGGACUGAAUGGGAUUCAAGGAGAAGCACAAUGGAAGCCCGACCCCUUUGACACACUUACAUCUGAUUUCUUGCCCUCCUCAUCCUCUUGGCACACCACCCAGUCACUGACCAGAGGAUCCUCCCGGCGUACGCCAACUGUCUUUUCCUCCACCACUCUCCCAUCAUCCUUCUCCCACCAGUCCUCCACUCUAGCAGAUUUGCAAGCCUUUGAUUCAUCCUCCUCUUCUUCACUCUCCACCCCGUCACCAUUUGCCUCGACGCUGCUCCCUCCUCCUCCGGUCCCGUCUCGCAGUCGCUCUCAGGAGACGCUACGCGCCUCCCCCAACCCUUUCUCAGCUGACCCACUUCCUGCCCGACCCAGCAGCACCAACCCCUUCACUGGCCCACUGGUGCAGCAGCAGCAACGGCGCCCGCUCACACCUGACUUCACUUUUCAGCUUUCGCCUCCAACAGCAAACCUUCAGAGAACUGUGUCUCUUACUCCACCACUGAUACCCACCCCAGCUCAAACAGGAGCUCCUGCAGCUGUACCCACCACCCAACUCCAAAAGACCAUGUCUCUGUUUGGACCAUCAUCCAGUCUUAAUCCUGCUCCUGCUUCUUUACUCUCUCUUGCCCUUAACCCAUCUCCUCCUCCCACUUUACCCAUGGUGGCACCCUCAUCUCUUCCACCUGCCGUUGCGCCUCGACACCAGCCACCUGGCCCAGUAGCAAAGCAAGCUAAGCAAUGGGUCACUUUCGAUGAUGAUUUUCAACCUCCAAGCAAAACUUCACAAAACCCAGUCUUUCCUUCCAGUUCCCUCGUGCCCCAAACUCAGAUGCAGCCUUCCAGCUCUGUGUUUAAUUUAGAACCAGAGUGGUUAUCUUCCAUGCCUGCAGCAAUCCCGACCCUCUCUCCUCCCAUCCCAAAUAGAACUGCAACCAGUAACCCAAAGCUCCCAGAGGGACCCACUGACAACGGCUUAUUCCCCAGGGAUUCAAUGGAAAGAUAGAAUCACAGUUCAUAUGUAAAGGGCAUAUCCAGAUAUGUAUAGAUCUAUGAUAAAUGUGUAUAUGUGUGUAUGUACAAAAGAGACAGUAUUUAAGAAGUAUAGACCAAUUCCCUUCUGAAUUACAGGAAAGGCUUUGUAUCUCGAGCAGUACGAUGAGAAGAGUAUGAGCCCAAAAGUGUGUUGUUGACUUUACGUUCCCGGAUAUUAACACUUAUUUUACUAAGAAUCAUUCUGAUCAUUAUUUUUUAUUCAUGGCAGCAAACAUGUGCCUGUGUCUACAGUAUGUUAAUCAAAGUAUAUCUAUACGCACAAAUCAUUUGUGUAUUCACUUGUGCAAUAUCAAAAUAUUCCUUGGCCGUGCACCACGCUGCACUUGCCUGCAAAGUUUUACCUAAAUCUGUGUAACUUUUAAAAUUGCACACCACGGUUCAUAUCCUUCAUUUUGAAUGAGCUCCUCGCCGGAGUUGAUGCUAAUCUACUUUUCACAGUAUCGUCACAGAAGGUUAUGCACUGCAGGUUUACAUUUGCCCCGAUGUUUGCUGCUGUCCGCAGCAGUUUUCUUUGAUUUGCAAAUAUCGUUAAUUGUAAGUUUUAUUUCUGUUCUUUUGUAUGUGAGAUAAAAAAUUAUAGCAUUACAUGGUAUGCUUGCUUUUAUCAUGAAUGUACUUUAUUUUGCACUGGAGGUUGUCAUCACCUCCUUGCUAAAGCCACAGUGUGGAAAAAGACAGCACAGCUCAGUUAAUGUGACUGCUCACCCAGGGAGCCAUGCUCUUUAAUAUCAUCUCAUCCAGCGGAUAGAAAUGCAUUUUGUUUUCUCUCUGUUCAUUCAGGUUUCUUACGCUUAGCUGAACAUAUUCUGUAGCCCUCUAUCAAAACCUAUACAUAGAAGUUAUGUGUAAAUGUGUGUUUCCAGUAUGGAAAAUAAUGGUGUUGGUGUUGGUGUGUGUGUGUGUGUGUGUGUGUGUGUGUGUGUGUGUGUGUGUGUGUGUGUGUGUGUGUGUGUGUGUGUGUGUGUGUGUGUGUGUGUGUGUGUGUGUGUGUGUGUGCCAGUGUCAGUGGUUUGCAUAGAGUAACUGAAAUGCACUGCGUGUGCGCUCCUGGCUGUUGAGCCUGAAACGAGCUUGAGGGCUUUUUUUUUUUUUUUUUUUUUUUUUUUUUUUUUUUGAUCCUUCUUGAUUCAUCCAAAGCAUCACACUAAACUAUUAAAGAAUGUGGUGUGUGUGUUACAGUACAAAGAUGAUGUGAUCUGUGUUCAUGGCAGCAAGCACAUGCCAUGCAUCAACAAGAGGGCACUUUUUUUUCCCACUUUAGUCUUUGUUUAAAAUGCUUCUUAUUUCUAAUAGAACUUAUUCUGAAUAAUCGUAAUGUUACUGUGGUGAGAAGUGAUGUGUUUGAAGUGCAUAAUCGUCUCUUAUCGUGUUUGACAGUGUUUGUAUUUGGAUGUGAGUGCGUGUACAGACUUAAGAGUGGAAUACCGGAGCUUUUCCCUUUUGAGUAUAAGCGGUGUAUUUCCUUACAGGCUCUGCACUAACAGCUACUGUAUUCACUUUUUCCUGGCUGCAGCUGUGUAUGUAUUCCCUCAGCCUGCCAGAGGCUACACACAGGCUUUUACGCAGCAAUGUUGACAAUACAAGACAGGACUGUUUCGUGGGGUGGGGGGGUCUCAUGCCACUCUCCAUCUAAAUAAGAAUGCCUCUGUACAAUUGAGUACUCUGAGUACCAUCUUGACUGACUUCAUUAGACUGAACUACACACUCUGCUCAGACCCAGAUGCGUCAGCAGAACACAUUUCCAGUGUGGCCCACAUUCCAGACAGAAGUUUGAUUUGAGUGUUGGGUGUCAAAAUCUCAGCUUUUUCUGAUCCACAUGUGAUAUCUAUCCCUUAGUUGUUUGAGGGUGUUUUAUGACUGAGCCUCACUGAUAUCGUAACCAUUCUUCAGGUGUGUGUGUGUGUGUGUGUGUGUAUGUGUGUGUUGUCAGAGGUGAUGUGUCAGUAUUUUGUCCUGUACUACCUACUUCACUUUUUCACUGCUGUUAGUCAGCGUUAACGUUGACGGUGAUGAUAAGCAAUAGAUUUGCAGAAGGAUGAGCAACAGGUACCAUGCCUCGACACAUGCCAUUUCCCCCAGCCUUCAGGAAUUAUGUUAUUUGAAAAGCAUUACAGUGGUUCAUGAAAGAUGAACAUCAGAUUUAAGAACGCGCCACCUAACUAAUGCUUCUGCUUUCUGUUUAAACACUUGUAAAAUACGCAAAGAUAAUCUUCAUUCACUGCAAUGAAGGCAGUAGCUCUCUAUGUAAGCAAGUGUAUCGGCUGCCUCUGCUUACAUGUAAGUGUCAUCUCUAAAAUGCAUCUGUGUUAUUCAAAGUGUGCAGUAGAUACUGUAUCUGCAUUAACAGUAGGUGACUAGCCAGCGCUUUGUGUCAUGUCACAGUUCGAGAUGACAUUUUAUAGGAAAUAAAAUGCUCCUUUUGUGAGGUUGGUGUCCCUUUUUAUGGCUAUAAUCCAUAGUAACUAAGAGUCUGUGUUGUGGAACAUAUUCUGUAUGUAUUAAAGUGAAAACUUGGAGCUGUAAUUCACAUUAAUAUCCAAUGUUCCAUAAUUUAUGUGCACAGCAGACAGCACAUUUAUGUAUGAAGCAGUUUAUGUUGUAUGUAUGCAAAAAAUAAAUAAAUGUAUGUUGACAUGA
This is a messenger RNA of Haplochromis burtoni (Burton's mouthbrooder), 8104 nucleotides long. RefSeq names its product synaptojanin 1 (gene synj1). The coding region runs from base 240 to 5417 and encodes 1725 amino acids. NCBI's taxonomy places the organism in Eukaryota, Metazoa, Chordata, Actinopteri, Cichliformes, Cichlidae. The transcript is spliced from 34 exons. Gene Ontology annotation, molecular function: phosphatidylinositol-4,5-bisphosphate 5-phosphatase activity; nucleic acid binding. Gene Ontology annotation, biological process: synaptic vesicle endocytosis; phosphatidylinositol dephosphorylation. The record is from RefSeq and is a predicted model, not a curated record.